Nomascus leucogenys (northern white-cheeked gibbon) is the source of this 2680-nucleotide messenger RNA. It is a transcript of the gene A1BG, whose product is annotated as alpha-1-B glycoprotein. The coding region runs from base 79 to 1500 and encodes 473 amino acids. The transcript is spliced from 7 exons. NCBI's taxonomy places the organism in Eukaryota, Metazoa, Chordata, Mammalia, Primates, Hylobatidae. The record is from RefSeq and is a predicted model, not a curated record.
CGGAAUGCUCCUUGCCCAGUUAUCCCACUGUCUUCUUUGCAUCUGGAACACAGUAGAUGCUCAAUAAAUGCCUGUGGAAUGAUUUAUGACCCCCAGCCCAGCCUGUGGGCAGAGUCCGAAUCGCUGCUGAAACCCUCAGCCAAUGUGACGCUGACGUGCCAGGCCCGCCUGGAGACCCCAGACUUCCAGCUGUUCAAGAAUGGGGUGGCCCAGGAGCCUGUGCACCUUGACUCACCUGCCAUCGAGCACCAGUUCCUGCUGACAGGUGACACCCAGGGCCGCUACCGCUGCCGCUCAGGCUUGUCCACAGGAUGGACCCAGCUGAGCAAGCUCCUGGAGCUGACAGGGCCAAAGUCCUUGCCUGCUCCCUGGCUCUCAAUGACGCCAGUGUCCUGGAUCACCCCCGGCCUGAACACAACAGCAGUGUGCCGAGGCGGGCUGCGGGGUGUGACUUUUCUGCUGAGGCGGGAAGGCGACCAUGAGUUUCUGGAGGUGCCUGAAGCCCAGGAGGAUGUGGAGGCCACCUUUCCAGUUCAUCGGGCUGGCAACUAUAGCUGCAGCUACCGGACCCAUGGGGAAGGCGCCCUCUCUGAGCCCAGUGCUACUGUGACCAUUGAGGAGCUUGCUGCACCACCACCGCCUGUGCUGAUGCACCGUGGAGAGUCCACCCAGGUCCUGCGCCCCGGCAGCGAGGUGACCCUCACCUGCAUGGCUCCCCUGAGUGGAGUGGACUUCCAGCUGCGGCGCGGGGAGAAAGAGCUGCUGGUACCCAGGAGCAGCACCAGCCCAGACCGCAUCUUCUUUCACCUGAACCCGGUGGCCCUGGGGGAUGGAGGUCACUACACCUGCCGCUACCGGCUGCAUGACAACCAAAACAGCUGGUCCGGGGACAGUGCACCGGUCGAGCUGAUUCUGAGCGAUGAGACGCUGCCCGCACCGGAGUUCUCCUCGGAGCCGGAGUCCGGCAGGGCCUUGCGGCUGCGGUGCCUGGCGCCCCUGGAGGGCGCGCGCUUCGCCCUGGUGCGCGAGGACGGGGGCGGGCGCCGCGUGCACCGUUUCCAGAGCCCCGCUGGGACCGAGGCCCUCUUCGAGCUGCACAACAUUUCCGUGGCUGACUCCGCCAACUACAGCUGCGUCUACGUGGACCUGAAGCCGCCUUUCGCGGGCUCCGCGCCCAGCGAGCGCUUGGAGCUGCGCGUGGACGGACCCGCUCCCAGGCCUCAGCUCCGGGCAGCGUGGAGUGGGGCGGUGCCCGCGGGCCGAGACGCCGUCCUGCGCUGCGAGGGGCCCAUCCCCGACGUCACCUUCGAGCUGCUGCGCGAGGGCGAGACGGAGGCCGUGCAGACGGUCCCCACCCCCGGGGCCGCGGCGAACCUCGAGCUGGUCUUCGUGGGGCCCCAGCACGCUGGCGACUACCGGUGCCGCUACCGCUCCUGGGGGCCCAACACCUUCGAGUCGGAGCUCAGCGACCCUGUGCAGCUCCUGGUGGCAGAAAGCUGAUGCAGCCGCGGGCCCAGGGUGCUGUUGGUGUCCUCAGAAGUGCCGGGGAUUCUGGACUGGCUCCCUCCCCUCCUGUUGCAGCAGAAGGCCGGGUUCCCUGGGGGGCUGGAGAAGGCUCCCUCAUUCCUCCCAGGAAUUAAUAAAUGUGAAGAGAGGAUCUGUUUAAAAUGUCUUUGGACUCCCAGGGCUGAGUGGGCUGGGAUCUUGUGUCCUCAAAGUGGAUGGGUUCUGGGGUGGCUUCUGAGGUAGAGGAGUGGAGAACUGGCUCUUAAGAGCACAUUUCUUUUCUUUUUUCUUUUUUGAGACAGGGUCUCACACUGUCACCCAGGCUGGAGUGCAGUGGUGCAGUCCGGCUCACUGCAGUUUUGACCUCCCAGGCUCAAGCGAUCCUCCUGCCUCAGCCUCCCAAGUAGCUGGGAGCCUGGGCAUGCAUCGCCACGUCUGGCUAAUUAUUAUUUUUUGUAGAGACAGGGUCUCACUGUGUUGCCCAAGCUUGUCUUGAACUCCUGGCCUUAAGUGAUCCUCCCACCUCAGCCUCCUGAGUAGCUGGGACUACAGGCAUGAGCCACCAUGCCUGGCCAACUCACGUUUUUCUUUCUAUUAUUUAUUUUUUGUAGAGAUGACUCUCACUAUGUUGCCCAGGCUGGUCUUGAACUCUUGGGCUCAAGUGAUCCUCCCGCCUCAGCCUCCCAAAGUGUUGGGAUUACAGAUGUGAGCCACAGCACCUGGCCAACCAACACUUCUCAGGGCCUCUUUCAUCUGUGCUCUUUGAGGAUGCUGCCUCUUACUCCCUGGGCACCUUGGCCUGGUCCCAGCAGGUAUGGGCAGGUUGCUUGAGGCUCUGGACAUACCCGUCUCUACCUUGACCACAUCAACCCCAUCACCAAGAGGAGGUUCAGGGAAGCUGCAUUUUGUGGUCUGGUCCUCCCAGUCACAGGGUGGUAGUGCUGGGCUGUUCCCAGCCUCCCACAGCAGAGCUGGACGCUGUGGAAAUGGCUGGAUUCCUCUGUGGUCUUUCCCAUUGUCCCUCAGCUCUGAGUCCUCUUGUGCCAUCUGACAUCUGAUGCCUUCCCAACCCCUGCUGAGUUUCUACCUGGAGCAGGGCCUCAAGGUCCUGGCACACAGAAGAUGCGUAUCAGUAUUAUCAACUAAUAGUUGAUAAAUUGUGUUUUUCAACGAA